GCCGCCGCCGCCGCUGCGCCCCGGGCUGAGCCCCGCCCGGCCCGGCCCGGCCCAACCCCGGGUAAAGUUUCCCCCUCGAGCACAUGACUCGCGAUGGCCGCUGCCUCCUCGCCUUGAGCUCUUCCCUUUCGCCGUUCCGUCGUUCUUCGGCUCCGCUCGGGUCGCCGCUCGCCGCCAUGCAGCCGCCGUUACCCGGAGCGUCCCGGCCGUGAGCGCCGCGCGCAGCGCCCGAAGCCGCUCCGUGCCAGGACAGCCCCAUGCUCUGCUCGGCCCCCCGCGCCCCCCGCCUGAGUGCCCCCCAGAGCCGGAGGCCCCGCCAUGGCCAGCAACAGCAGCUCCUGCCCCACACCCGGGGGGGGGCACCUGAACGGCUACCCCGUCACCCCCUACGCCUUCUUCUUCCCCCACAUGCUGGGGGGGCUCUCCCCGCCCAGCUCACUGCCCGGCAUCCAGCACCAGCUGCCCGUCAGCGGCUACAGCACGCCCUCACCUGCCACCGUGGAGACGCAGAGCACCAGCUCAGAGGAGAUCGUGCCCAGCCCGCCCUCCCCGCCGCCGCUGCCGCGCAUCUACAAGCCGUGCUUCGUCUGCCAGGACAAAUCCUCGGGGUACCACUAUGGCGUCAGCGCCUGCGAGGGCUGCAAGGGCUUCUUCCGCCGCAGCAUCCAGAAGAACAUGGUGUACACGUGCCACCGGGACAAGAACUGCAUCAUCAACAAGGUGACGCGCAACCGCUGCCAGUACUGCCGCCUGCAGAAGUGCUUCGAGGUCGGGAUGUCCAAGGAGUCCGUCCGCAAUGACCGCAAUAAGAAGAAGAAGGACGUGCCGAAGACGGAGUGCUCAGAGAGCUACAUCAUCACCCCCGAGGUGGAGGAGCUGAUCGAGAAGGUCCGCAAAGCACACCAGGAGACGUUCCCUGCGCUGUGCCAGCUCGGCAAAUACACCACGAACAACAGCUCGGAGCAGCGCGUGUCGCUGGACAUCGACCUGUGGGACAAGUUCAGUGAGCUGAGCACAAAAUGCAUCAUCAAGACGGUGGAGUUCGCCAAGCAGCUGCCGGGCUUCACCACGCUCACCAUCGCCGACCAAAUCACGCUGCUGAAAGCCGCCUGCCUGGACAUCCUGAUCCUGCGGAUCUGCACGCGCUACACCCCAGAGCAGGACACCAUGACCUUCUCGGACGGGCUGACGCUGAACCGCACGCAGAUGCACAACGCCGGCUUCGGGCCGCUCACAGACCUGGUGUUCGCCUUCGCCAAUCAGCUGCUGCCGCUGGAGAUGGACGAUGCUGAGACCGGGCUGCUGAGCGCCAUCUGCCUCAUCUGUGGGGACCGCCAGGACCUGGAGCAGCCUGACAAGGUGGACAAACUGCAGGAGCCGCUGCUGGAGGCACUGAAGAUCUACGUGAGGAAGAGGAGGCCCAACAAACCCCACAUGUUCCCCAAAAUGCUGAUGAAGAUCACAGAUCUCCGCAGCAUCAGCGCCAAAGGCGCCGAGCGGGUGAUCACACUGAAGAUGGAGAUCCCGGGCUCGAUGCCGCCGCUCAUCCAGGAGAUGCUGGAGAACUCGGAGGGCAUGGACACGAUGGGGGGGCAGCCGGGCGGUCCCCGCACAGGAGGUUUGGGGCCCCCCCCGGGCAGUUGCAGCCCCAGCCUCUCGCCGAGCUCCACACGCAGCAGCCCGGCCACGCACUCGCCGUGACCCACGCCCGGCGUGCACCAGGACACAGCUUGAGGGGGGGGGUCCAUCUGCAGCCCCCCCGGGGCGGACUCCUCGCAGCCCCCCCCCCCAGCACAGCCCCGGGACCCCACCUGGAGCGGACCCUGUGGGAGCGGCGCUGACCCCCGGCCCUCCCCACCCCGGGGCACUGCAGUGCUUUGGUUGAUUCACAUUUCAGGGGCGCGGGGGCCCCCGGGACGCCUCCCUCCCCCCCCCUCCCCCGGCCCCACCAGCACCAGCACAAACGGGACCGCGACCGCCGCCAUCGCCCCGGCCCGGCCCGGCCACUAGGGGGGGGGGGGGGAACCCGGCCGACCCCGCCACCGAGGAAGCAGAGUCAUUUAAAAGAGAAAGAAAUCAAAGUAUAUAUAUAUAAAUAUCUAUAAAUAUCUAUAAAUAUGUUUUAAAACCUUUGUAAAAGUUUGGAGGGGUUUUUAGGCUGUGCAGGUGGAGGGGGCACGG
This is a messenger RNA of Lagopus muta (rock ptarmigan), 2181 nucleotides long. RefSeq names its product retinoic acid receptor alpha (gene RARA). Lineage: Eukaryota; Metazoa; Chordata; Aves; Galliformes; Phasianidae. Gene Ontology annotation, cellular component: transcription regulator complex; nucleus. Gene Ontology annotation, biological process: cellular response to corticotropin-releasing hormone stimulus; retinoic acid receptor signaling pathway; regulation of transcription by RNA polymerase II. Gene Ontology annotation, molecular function: RNA polymerase II cis-regulatory region sequence-specific DNA binding; zinc ion binding; nuclear receptor activity. The coding region runs from base 319 to 1701 and encodes 460 amino acids. The transcript has 9 exons. The record is from RefSeq and is a predicted model, not a curated record.